Messenger RNA from Cylas formicarius (sweet potato weevil), 1084 nucleotides. Its product is annotated as CUB and peptidase domain-containing protein 2-like. The transcript is spliced from 6 exons. NCBI's taxonomy places the organism in Eukaryota, Metazoa, Arthropoda, Insecta, Coleoptera, Brentidae. Gene Ontology annotation, biological process: proteolysis. The record is from RefSeq and is a predicted model, not a curated record. Gene Ontology annotation, molecular function: serine-type endopeptidase activity. Bases 219 to 1055 code for a protein of 278 amino acids.
UCAACGAUUGAUACGCGAACGUCUGGCAUCGAGCGUAGACGUUUCGGACGAGGCGUAGCCGGGCGGCUCUAGGAGUGUUAAAUGCAUUUUUAAAAUUUACGGUGGACGUGUCCGGACCUGAUUUAUUUAUCCACCCGUGCCGCCGUGCAGCUGAAACCUUUCAUAGAAAAAUAUUACGCCUAAUUUGAAUGUCUGGAAUACCGGCAUUGACGUGAAAUAUGACCCGGUGGCUAGUUGUGACCCUGCUGCACGCCCUUGUGACCCUCGAUGCGGUAGGCGGGGGGAUCGAUUGCGCGAAUUUGACGAACGUUGUCUAUGGACGGGGCCGCGCCAGGGAGCCCGAACUCGGCGACGCACCCUACCAGGCCAAUUUGUUAUUCCGCUUGAACGGAUCGGGCGUAAGUUUUUGCGGAGGUAGCCUGAUACACCCCAUAUGGAUUUUAACGGCGGCCCAUUGUCUAGAGCGCAACGGCGAGCAGUUUAGCCCCGAGUUUAUAACGGUGGCCUUGGGAAGCGUAUUAACAGAUGGCGACGGAGCCCAAAUGGUUCCGGCAGGCCGUGUCUUCAUCAGCCCGGGAUAUCUCGUAAACGGAAACUCGGAUGACGUCGGCCUCGUUCGAUUGGCUCGACCCGCGAAACUAAGUAACUACGUCCAAACGAUUUCCCUCCACCGCAAUAACGGAGAAAGUUUGCUUAAUCUGACGGCGUAUUUGACAGGUUUCGGUAUAAUAAACGACUUUCGCAGGCGACCCAAGAGGCUCCGGAAAGCGAUUUUGCACGUGGCAAAGCCCGAAAAGUGUUCGCUGAAACCGCAAGACGACCAGAUCUGUUGCACUUCGACCGUGGAUGAAGGGAAAGCUUGCAAGGGCGACAGCGGAGGGCCAUUAGUAACAAUCAUCGCCGGCAAAACUUACCAAAUAGGCAUCGCCAGUCACUUGUCACUGCUACCAAUUUGUCAAUUAAAAUUCAACAAUUCCAUCUAUGCGCGCGUUUCGAAAUACAUCGAGUGGAUUUCGAACGUUACCGACGUUAAUUUUCAAUAUUACGACGCGUAAUAAUAAUGCGUGCAUUUUAAUAGGGCCGA